Messenger RNA from Cordyceps militaris CM01, 1290 nucleotides. RefSeq lists its product as uncharacterized. Gene Ontology annotation, molecular function: protein binding. The record is from RefSeq and is a predicted model, not a curated record. The coding region runs from base 1 to 1290 and encodes 429 amino acids. Lineage: Eukaryota; Fungi; Ascomycota; Sordariomycetes; Hypocreales; Cordycipitaceae. The transcript is spliced from 2 exons.
AUGAACUCGGAGACUUCGCAGCCAUGGGGUCUUUCCGACUGUCCCGUCGAGAUCUUGCUGGACAUUGCCUCGCAUUUGGACCUCGACUCAAUCUUCAAGUUCUCACUGGCUUGCAAGUGCCUACACGGCGUAUUCAACAGGAAUAAAAUCAUGAUUUUUUUGGAAGUCUUGUCGAAAGAGUUCAGCCCGUUCGACGAACUGCUCCAAGUUUACAUGGCAACGGUCGAGGACGUAAACAGCUGUCCCUAUUACCAGCCUCGCACGGUAGUAUUCAAGCGUUUCCCUGGUGACACCGGUUACGCGAUUGGGCCGCAACUUGGCCACAUGAACCACGGCGCCAGGUGCUCUGCAGAAACCGACAAACAAAAGACUUCAAUAUUCCGCACGACCACGGCUGUUGCGAGUAGCGGCGUGGCGGUGCUCACGGAAGACGACAUGAAGCCUAUUCUGCGUAUGUGCCGGCUCGUUCGUCAAUGGGAGCAGCUUUUUCCACAAAUGCGAUGGUUUCACUAUCCAGAAUACUGCAGAACAUUGAAUGAACAAGAGUUGCCAAGAUUUCGGCGCGCCUUCUAUAGGUGGUGGCUCUAUGGCACGUACUUCCAUGGCGAAUGGCCGCGUCCCCAGGUCGGGCAUCCCAUGCCUUUUGUGUUGGAUGUGAGGACAAGCCAACUACGCCGCCACUCGACUGCAGAUUUAAUAGAAUUGCUUGACCUGCACGAGACGAUGAAGGAUGUAAUUCUGCACUACAUCUGCCCCCGAUUGGACCCCACAUACCAACUGUCGCGCGACCCUCUGCCUCUGAUGGAGAGAGUCAGCAGGGAAUAUUCCCUUAAUGCCAUGUGGAAUGAUCAGAGUAAAUGGUCACGAAUCGUCAAAACAUAUGCGAAGUUGAGCCCCAAGGAACUGAUGCACUACUUCGAGAACAUUUACAGUUACACACGAAAGCGUCUCAUUACUGAAAUUCGUCUGCAACGUCCGACCUUUAACUUCGAUCAAGAGUCGCUCCAGGGCGUUAUUCAAUGCGUGCUCGAGGAGCGACAGUUUGUGGAUAGUUUGCCGAUCGUUCCAGAGGAUUGUGAGGGUGGUAUUUUGGACUUUGGCGAUGAGAGGGACGAACAGCGAGUAAAGUACGGGCAGGAUGGAAGGGCGGACGGUAUGCUGCCACCUGGGGUACUGCCGGUGCGUCAGUUUUCGCGGUACUCUCCACGGGGCGAUGAUGGAGAAUAUCUGGAGGAUGAAUUGCGUAGCGUUUUUGAAGUACAUGGAUACAGCGCCAUGCUGCAAGCAUAG